This is a messenger RNA of Paracoccidioides brasiliensis Pb18, 1353 nucleotides long. RefSeq lists its product as uncharacterized. The transcript has 6 exons. Gene Ontology annotation, molecular function: DNA-binding transcription factor activity, RNA polymerase II-specific; zinc ion binding. Gene Ontology annotation, biological process: regulation of transcription by RNA polymerase II. The record is from RefSeq and is a predicted model, not a curated record. Bases 1 to 1353 code for a protein of 450 amino acids.
AUGGCAGAAAUCGAGCAGGGUCCUACCCGGGCGACUCCUAUCAAGAGUAGGAAACCUCAUACCAAAUCCCGCGCUGGCUGCUACAGCUGUAAGGCGCGCAAGGUAAAGAAGUGUCCCGAGACGCGGCCGAUAUGCAAGAACUGUACGGCAAGGAAGCUUGAUUGCGUCUAUCCCGUGCAAUUCAAAUUGCAAUCACAGCAGCAAGUCGCACGCCGGUUGAUACCAGAUCAUAGCAAAAAGAAUCGUUCUGCUGCUGUCUUUUGGCUUACAACGCCGCCAUCGCCGUUGUUUUCAUCUUUCAUUAGGCCCAUUGGCGUUCUUCAGCUCCUUCCGGCAUCCUUCACGAUCGAGGAUAUGCGUUUCUUCCACCAUUACAUGAUUGCGGCACAUCCGUAUCUGCCGUUUGGCUGUGAUGGGGUUUGGCACGAGUACCUAAUGCACGCCAUCCUCUCCCUUGGCACCUCACACCUCUCUCUCAUGAACACACUAUAUACGGCCAUGGUAUCCCACCGCGGCCUCGCCUUGCGCGGACUGCAUGAAGCAAUUGGAAAGCAUCACCAGCAACUGCAUUCCACCACCGAUACUUCACCAACGGCUACCAGCACCCAAACCCACGAACUCAACGCCAUGUUAGCAACCUGCUAUGCCCUAGCUUGCGCGGCUGCGGACGUCUCGACAACCAUCUCUCGGCGCACUACAACGCGGAACUCAGGACCCUUACCUUUGAACGUGAAAGAUCCAGAUAUGUACGUUCUAUACCCUCAUCUUGUCGACGGCAACAAUAAUGGCGAUGACGAAGCUAGUCUCGUAGCCAUGGACAUGCCCACCAUCCAGUGCAUGACAGUUGCGGUGAGAGCGCUCUCACCGCUCCUCCAGCACGAUUGGGACUGGAAGUAUCAUGAACUUAAUUCUUACGGCUCUGGAGGCAUUGCGGAGACGUGCGAUACAUAUGUAGUGUGGUGCUCGAUGGACGAAUCGAGCUUCCAGGAGCAUAUUAUUUCGAUAUUGGCGCCAGUGCGCAAAAGUAAAGCUUUUCUGAUACCGUUUAUGCAUUUUACGGCGCUACAAACGGUUAUGUUGCCGAUUAUCUCACGCGCAAUUCCGCUGCGGGCAAGAUUUCCACAGCUGAUGUUACCGCAGAUGCGCUGGUUGAUUGAGAUUAGCUGCUGGAUUCCAGAUGAACUGCAACAGUACCUGUCUGUUCCUUUGGAGGCGGUGGGGAGGCUUGGUGGAGAGUAUGGUGUAUUUGACUCCGAUUUUGGGAACAGGGUGAGGGAGGCGAUUUUGCGGAGGGCUGGGGAGAUAGCCGAAACCGCGUGGCGGAAAAUGGAUGAAACAAUUAACUUAACCUAA